AUGGAAACUCCGGUCAUGACUUCACCGAUUGCUGAAAAGGUUCUCCAUAGCAUAGCGGUAUCCAGUGUGAAGUACUUUGACUACGAGACCAUACAGUUGACACCCAAAGCACUCGACAACCAUCCUGAUAUUACAGCAUCAUACGAUUUCGCUAGCGCUCAAACAAGACUGAACGGGAACAUCUCCACUCCAAAAUGCAAAUUCAUGCCUGGCGAUGCUGAAUGGCCGACAGAGUCUCAAUGGCAGAACUUCAACAUUUCUCUGGGAGGCGCACUGGUUCAAGGAGUACCGUCUGCAGCAGUGUGUUACCCCGAGUGGCCCCAAUACGAUGAGGCGAAAUGCGCAGAGGUCACUGAGCUUUGGUCGGAUCCCGAAGCCAAUGAUCCUACGGGUCUGAAUUUUCCCCUUUUUGAAGGCGUCACCUGCGUGCCGCCGGCAUUCGCACGCCCAAAUGCGACUUGCAUAAUGGGAGGUAAACCAGCUUAUGUCGUCAACGUGACAAAUGUUGCACAAAUACAGUUGGCCAUCAACUUUGCGCGAAAUCAAAAUCUCCGAUUGAAUAUCAAGAACACUGGCCAUGAUUUCAUAGGGAAAUCGACCGGCGCCGGGGCCUUGUCAAUCUGGACACACUUUUUGCGCGAUAUCAAGUAUUUGGGUGAUUCCUUUGUCGACGCAUCAGGUCGUAAUGGCUCGGCAUUCAAAGUCGGCGCUGGUGUCACUGUCGGAGAGCUCUACAAAGCCGCCAACGACACGGGAGUGCAGGUGACGGGUGGCAUCGCACGCACUGUUGGUGUGGCAGGUGGAUAUAUAGCCGGUGGUGGCAAUGGACCUCUCAUCUCCAAAUACGGCAUGGCAGCCGACCAGGUCGUAUCACUCGAAGUCGUACUUCCGAGCGGGCAGUUUGUGUCCGUUGACCAAGAGAACUUUCCAGACUUGUUCUUUGCCCUCCGCGGUGGGGGCGGCAGUACCUGGGGCGUCGUGACAUCCAUAGUCAUCCGAGCAUAUCCCAAGACGCGCAUCACCAAGUCAACCUACAGCUUUGGGUCCGGUGUUCCUCUCGAUACUUUUUGGGCCGGAGCCGAGGCCUUGUUUGCUCAGUUCCCCAAGUGGCCCAAGGCCGGCAUCUAUAGCUAUUGGUCCUUUCAGUGCAGCAAUUCCACCGGUUGCGUGUUCUCCAUGGCACCGCAGCUAGCCCCAGAUCUGAGCGCCAAAGAAGUCCUGGCUCUAUCGCAGCCUCUAUUUGAUCGUCUCGAUGAACUCGAUAUACCCCUCGACAACUUGACGACCGUCGAGUUUGACGACUAUCUUUCUGCGUUUGACGACAGCUGGCCCGAGAGCACGAACACGGCGGGCAGCUGGGCGUUCCACACUGGCUCCCGCCUCUUUCCCGCGUCCAACUGGGAAGACGCCGAAACGGUCGCUGCCCAAAUGGCCAUAUUCCGUCACACGGCCGAGUCCUCGGGCUCCUUCUUUGGGUACAAUGUCCAACCGGCGUCGAACCCGCUCGUCAACCAGACCAACGCCGUCGACCCGGCGUGGAGAGGCACUUGUCUGUUCCUCAUGUCUGCCGCCUUUUGGUCGCAAAACACCACCGCUCCAGAAAUUGCGGCCGCGAACCAGGAACUCGUGCAGCGGUUACAGCCCUGGCGCGAAAUCGCCCCAAACGGCGGCGCCUACUUGAAUGAAGCCGACGCAAACGAGCCCAACUGGCAGAAGACUUUCUGGGGAGACAAUUACGAUUAUCUCUACGGCUUGAAGCAAAAAUAUGAUCCUACUGGGGUGCUCUAUGCUCAUACGGCAGUGGGCUCAGAGGAUUGGUAUAUUACGGAUCAGCUUGACUACUACCCUACGCAAAAUGGAAGACUGUGCCGGGUCAAUUGA
This is a messenger RNA of Pestalotiopsis fici W106-1, 1881 nucleotides long. RefSeq lists its product as uncharacterized. The record is from RefSeq and is a predicted model, not a curated record. Lineage: Eukaryota; Fungi; Ascomycota; Sordariomycetes; Amphisphaeriales; Sporocadaceae. The transcript is spliced from 5 exons. Bases 1 to 1881 code for a protein of 626 amino acids. Gene Ontology annotation, molecular function: oxidoreductase activity; FAD binding.